This is a messenger RNA of Procambarus clarkii (red swamp crayfish), 10269 nucleotides long. The record is from RefSeq and is a predicted model, not a curated record. NCBI's taxonomy places the organism in Eukaryota, Metazoa, Arthropoda, Malacostraca, Decapoda, Cambaridae.
CUCCAGCAGCUGCAGCAGCAGUGGGGUCAGCACCGGCGGCAGCAGCGCCGGCCCUGACCUACCCUACGCAGGCCUCGACCUGUCCUUCGCGGGUCACGACCCCCACCGCGACCCCCCCGGCGGCAUGGGGUGCACUGGGGGCGUGCCACAGAUCAGCAUUACUCCGGACGAGGCAGAGGUGCGGGGGCGGGAACUGUCCAGACUCAACGGGUCGCGGCUCGACCUCACCAGCGUGGACGGUGGCGACCUCUCCCCGCUGGACCCCGAGGACAGGACAUGCAUAUUCUGUGGGGCCUUCGACAAGAGCUUCACGGACACUGGGCUGGACAUGCACUACUGGCGGUCGUGUCCCAUGUUGACCAGGUGCAACCACUGCCGCCAGGUGGUCGAGGUCGCCUCCCUUACCCAGCACCUCCUCGGAGAGUGCGUGGCGUCAUCGGAGUACCGACGCUGUGAGCGUUGUAGUGAAGCCAUUCCCAAGAAGACCUUCCACAAUCAUGCUUUAGCCAAGUCUUGUAUACCUUAUAAACCUGAGCCGGUCGCCAAUCACUGUCCAUUGUGUCAUGACAACAUCGCGCCGUGGGACGACGGCUGGCGGCUGCAUCUGAUGCCUGGACCCAACUCUUGUCCCAACAAUCUCAGAGUUUGGCAACAAGUUGCCAAGAAAGCUUCAAACGAGAAGAGUCCUUUUGUAGCCUCGGGAGGAUCAGUGGGUGGAGGAGGCAGUUCUGGCGGAGGAAGUAGUGGUGCAGUGGGGGUAAAGCCCAGAAUACCAGGAACAGUCACACCGGGAACACCAAGAAAGACUUUAAACAGACGAAGGUAGAUGAGGAAAGAUUCAGAGUGAUAAGUAGUUGGGAGGCUUUACGUCAGGGAUGGAUGUGAUGUUGUUAGGUGAUCCAACUGUGAUGGAUCAGUGAAUCAGCUAUGAUGGAUCAGUGAACCAGCUGUGAUGGCUCAGUGAGCCAGCUGUGAUAGAUCGCCGAGUGAGCCAUGAUUGAUCAGUGAACCAGCUGUGAUGGAUCAGUGAACCAGCUGGAGGCUGAAUCAGGGGUGGAAGUUAUGAGGGCAAGAACCAGCUGCAGAAUCAAGGAUCAGAAUAAGAUGGCAAAAAUAUUAUCAACAAAAAUAGUCUUUUUUUUUCACUGAUGAAUAAUUAAACCAGUUGAAUACUGUAUGACCAAAUUAUUUUUUAUAAAAAUUAUUUCUAAAAAAAGAAGUGUUAAAUUCCAAUGGAAUUGAAAUUUAAGUGUUUAAUUUCAAAAGUAUUUAAUUUCCUUGCUGCAUUUCCCAGUUGUAUUCCACAUUGUAUGAUAGUUCUAAUUCCAGGAAGGCAGUGAGCAUCAUUUCUCAGUCUAGUCAUAUUUUCUUCAAGCUUCAUCAAUUUCACUAAGACAGAGUCCAUUCAAAUAUUUUGAUAAAAAGAGGCAUGCUAAUUUGUGACAUUGAAAUUAACCCUUUACAAAUACAUUCACUGUCUUAUUAUUAUUGCCUUAACCCUUUCACUGCUGAUUUUGAAAACCCUGUCCACCCUCUCCUUAUUCUGGGGCUUCAUAAUAUGAAAAUAAACUUUAGGAAGUGCAGAAAAAUAUUUAAACCUACAAAUACAUGUACAGUAUAAAGUUGAAAUUGGUAGUUGCCAACUUGCUCCUACUUAAUGCCAAAAUUUCUGACAAAAACAAGUUCAUCUCUUAUGAACUGUUUUCUUAAAUCUUUACUGUAUAGUCAUUUUUAUUUAGUUAUAUGAUUUUAGUGAAUAUAUUAAUAAAUUUGUAUUUCCUCCUUUCCUCCGUGGGUGCUCGGUAUGUACAGAAAGAAGUUGUUCCAGGUAUUACUUAUGUGUUCUGCGUCCUUUAACGUGGCUAUCAUAAGUGUUUUCAUCCUCCGUCUUUAAGGUUUAAAUUAUUCCUGUUCUAUAUGUUAACAGAGGUAAUAAAAAUAAAAAAAUUCCGCCAAGAGCCAGCAACACUUUUACAUCUGCAGUGUAGGGGUGGAAAAAUUACAAUUCAAUUCAAAUUCUGUAUACUGGAUUCCUGGACACUGUUAAUUAAUACAUACUUAGUUUAUUUUUUUACGAGGUACAAAAUUCUUUUGAGAUUUCUUUGCUAAGGCACCCAAAUAGUAUGUUACAGUGUACAUAUUGUGAUGCAUUCUUGCUAUUUACUGCUGUAUUAUCACAUAGUACUUAUGUGAGUGAAAUGAAGUGCUUCAGGACUUGUUACUGGUAAAAAUGAUUCUCUUGUUAAUAAAUCUGUACUCUGUAGCCACAGUGCUUCGUUCAGUGUCAGCCGCUGUGAAAGGGUUAACGAGUUAAUCAGUGUAAUUUGAUUAGUAGAGAAAGUAGCUUCAGUGCUUCGUUCAACAUCAGCUGCUUUGAAAGGGUUAAUGGCAUUUUAUAUUAAACUUAAAUAAAAAUGUAUCUCAAUCUGUUUAAUUAAACUAUCAUGGCUGGAUGACCUUGGGAUGAUUUUCAAAAGUACAGUACAGUAUUUGUAAAGUUAUGAGCUAUGUAGAUCUCAUUAAUUAAUAUCUAUGCAGUAAUUUUGAAAUACAUUAUAUAAUACUCAUGGUAUUAGAAUUUUAGUAAUUUUAUACAGAAUAAAUGUGAAUUGAUCUGGAAAACAGAAGUGGAAAGACUAUUUAAAGUAAAUACAUUUUGUAAAAUAAAAUUUGGUGUGAAGUCUAUGAACUGUUAUUGCCACUUUGAAAUGUUUACUUGUAAAGGUGAAAAGUGGAGGCCCUUUGCAUAGUGGUGCUUUCUUACCUGCAUGUUGCCAUUGCAAGAACAUAACUGCCAGUGUUGACUAAGCUUUGAGUACUUAUGAUCCAUUACAAAACUAAUGGCUUUCGAGAACAUAUUAUCCAAUACCAAACGAGCAGCUUUUGAAAUACAUAUGAUUCAAUACCAGAUUUAUAGUUCUUGACACAGUCAAGUGCAUUGAUUGGCUUUGUUUAACUUGUCACAAGAUUUUAGGUAGCAAUUGGAGCACAAACAAUUAAUUUAUUUUAAUAAUAAAGCUGCAGUUGUGUUACUUGCGAGUAACACUGGAGGCAAUAUAGCAUCAAUGGAGGAACUAUAUAAUUCUUAUUUACAUUUACAUUUUGUACCAAACCUUGUUUACAUUUAAAGUCUGUUCCAAACCUCAACUAUAUUCACAUUCUGUACCAAAUCAUACUACAGGUUGCGAGCUGACGCAUACAUGUGGUGACUGAACAGCCUCUUGCUCGUGCUGUUUGGAUAAAGACAAAAUUACAUUGCAUCGUUUUGGAUGUUCUCUCUACUCCAAAUUGCAUUUAUUUAUUUAUGCAAGCUUUUCUUGUAACAAAAUCUUUUAAGUUACUCUUUAUGUACAUGGUUAAUUGAUAUUAAUUGUUUAUUCCCACACGUAACUUGAUCAAAAAGACAAUAAGCAGGUAUGACAAUUACUUUUAAAUCUGCACUUAAAUAGUGUAAAGUUUACGAAAACAUGAUGUUCUAACACCGUUGUAUCUAAAAAUAUGUCUUACUUGAAUAAUAUCAUAAUCCGGAGCUAUUACAUGAUUAGAAACUCAUUUGAGCAGUCAUAAUCAUUUGGGAUAAGUUGCCAUGAUCUAACACAAGCUGGUAAGUAGCCAUAAUCUAAUAUGGUUAUUCUGUAGUGGCAUGCAAGUUGCACAUGACUCCUGAGAGGUUAAACCAAGACUCUCAUUUGAUCUGCAAUAUUACGACAAAUAAUUAUACCAAAAAAAAAAAACUAUGAUGCAAGUUGUGUCGCUAUAAAAAUUUCAAUAUUUUGUGUGUUUGUUCAGUAUUUAAAUUUAACUGUAAUUGUAAUCCUUUUCCUUAUUAUUUAGCAAUUAUAUGCACAACAAAUAAUUUUAGCAGGCAUAAAAUAAAUGUUACAUUGUUUUCGUAUUAAGUGAUGUCAUGUAUGGGAGUAUUACAUGGAUUAUACCCCAGACAGUUAUGGCUGAGCUCUGGCUAUUCAUUCCACAAGUGUGCAGUCUUGUGCUCCUGAUUAGUGUGUGUGCACUUUUCAUGCACUCAAACUAUACAUGUAACCCAUCACAUGUAUGUUGCUAAAAAUGUUGGUUUAAUUGUUGAUUGCCAGCUGAUCAGAAGUUGGACAGACAUUAUCUAAAAAGAUAUAAUAAAUACAGUACUGUAUAAAAUUAACUACAAUACAUUUUCUUUGCAGGCUUUUAAUGAUUGCAAACAUAUACUGCACUCGCUUUUAUGAAAUGUAACGUGCACAUAUUUUGGUUUUGUCUCUGAUAUAUUUGGUUCUGAGUUCUAAAGAAUAUCUGCACAGUGUAUAUAGUGAACUUUUGCCUUGUGCCUUUUUGUCAGUCUGGAAUGCAUUUAUAAUAAAAUCACCGAGAUUCAUUAUAUCUAUCAGCAGAAACAUUAACCACUUAAAACUAAAAUAACAAGAUUGAGUUACAUUUAGUUUAAAUUUAAAUUACUAUAAUAAUCUUUCUAUGAACCAUAAUAAGGAACUUAAUAAAGUCUUCCUAAACGGCACAGACGAGUGCUGUUCAUUUCCUCACUUAUCAUUACUAAACAACCGAUUUGUGUCAUUUAACCAUCGUAUUGACAGAUUCCAAUUUUUGGCCCCAAACUGCAAUUAGCAUUUGAUUUGUCCUCUGUGUUUGACCUAUACCAGAUGGUUUUGGCAUUAUCUAAGCCAAACCUGUAGACAGUCCGUGAUAUUUGAAUGAAGAGACAUCUGUAUGAUUGAUUUAUGUGUUCCAAGGCAGAAUUUACAUGUCACAGCUGAUUGUAGAACGUAUUAAGUGUUUAACACUCAAUCAUACAGCUAUUAGAAUAUCUACAGUGAGGAUACAUAUAGAAGUCAUUAGAUACAAGUAUGAUAAAUAAGGUUAAUUACAAGUAUCCCAAAAUUCACAAAAUGUGUGUCAUUCUGGUUCUUGUUUACACGUCUCGAGUAUAAUGCGUAUUCUUUCUAUGAAGGUUGGUGAGGUGAUUGGUAAUGUUAAAGCUUUAGGUAAACAGCUAUCACCAUCCCACUGGGAAUGUGGAGAAAAUAUUUCACAAGAGAAAGUAACAGGCAAAUUUGCCUAUUUUAGACACUAAGUUGUUUUGUGGAGAUACUGUAAUAUCAAAUUGCCUCUGUCCAUCCCUGAGAUAACGACCUGUGCAACUGUGCCAGAAAUGUAUGACUUCUUUUUUCCUUUUAUUUAAUUUCUUAUAAUGUUUAAACUAUAAGGAGACAAAUAAGCUGUUUCCCAUAGACCUGAGGUUUCAUGUCAGUUAUUCAGAUGACUCCUAGUGUCUAGGCACGAGAGAUUAUCAGGACAUGACAUUGUGACUUUAACCAGUGUCACGUUAAAAGAUGUUUCAAUCAGUAUUCAGUAUACCUAGUGACAGACUCAGCAACACACCUCAGCAUUUAGACAAUGAAUACAAAGGCUGAAUAGAAUCACUGCUUUGUAUUUUGGCAAGCUUGUCUUUCUCUAGUUUAAAAGUAGAUACAGUGUACCGAGUCUCUCCUUACUGCAGUUAUCUAUGACUUCCAUUUAUUGCACUAUGUUCUUCUCAGUGCUUUUCCAGUGAUAUUAUGUAUGAAAUGUUUACAAAUAGACAGUUUUGGUCCUGUUUCUAAUAUGGCUUAUAUUCAGCCGUUUCUCAAGAGUUAAAGUUCAUAAAUAAUUUUAUUUAUUUAUAUAUAUAUAUUUAUUUAUAUAUAUAUAUAUAUAUAUAUAUAUAUAUAUAUAUAUAUAUAUAUAUAUAUAUAUAUAUAUAUAUAUAUAUAUAUAUAUAUAUUAUACAACAUGCAUACACAUACAGUACAAGAAACACACAACAUAAUCUAGUACAGUAUUUAUAGAGUAGCAUUCAAACAAUUACUUUUUUGCAGACAUAUAUGCUCCUUAAAGUUGUAAUCUCUUGUUUAAUAUUUGUAUAUCUGCAAUAAAUAUCCUCAUUAAUCUAUUAUUACUCUGUACAAUGUAAGUCUUUGCAUUAUAGUUUACAGGAAAGAUCUUAAUUUACUGCAUAGAGUCUGGUGACCACAUUGGAGCAUAUGAUUUACCAUUAAUACAAUAACACUUGUAUUUUUAAGGUCAGAAUCUGGCUCCAGAUAGAUUGCGGGUCAAUGUAGCUCUGGAUUUUGAUUCUGAUUAUUGAGAUCUGCAAAGUGAGUUGAAGAACAUUGAUGAUUUAGGGAGAAGGACAUGAGCCAGAAAUGCUCCUCACGAGAAAAUCUUCCUCCAAAUAUUAUGCUUACAUCCAUGUCUAUGAUUCAGUGAAGUAUCUUCUUUAUUUAUAAAAUAUGAAACUUUUGAGAAAUAUUACUUGCCCCAAUGAAGGUUUUUUCGUAAUUUAAAUGUUUUGGGAAAACUCUUUAUGUGACACCCAGCUUUUAGUGUCUGAGAAGACUUAUGGUCUCAGUAGUGGUCUUAUUUUGUACUGUUAUUUAGAUGUUUGUUAUUUGGUGUUCAUUGCAGACGUCAACCAAGACUGUACAGUGAUCCUUGCAAAUAUUUGUUCCUUACCAUGUUUCCCUUCUGACUCAGAACAAUAACAUAAUGGAAACUUUUUGUUUUUGUGCAGUUUUUGUUUCACAACAACUAUCACUGACCUUGUUCAAUACAACAUUUCCUCCUUAUGUCGGCACUCGGCCUCAGAUAUCAUUUUCAAUAUGUCCUUUCUCUUAAAAUAUUCCAUAUAUAUAUAAAUGUACUGUCGAAUAUCAUCUUUCAACCAAAUUUUGAAUUCCGUGUUCUUUUAAAGAUUAUCAUAGGUUCUAUUUUUCCAAUAACACUUAAAAGCCAUUAGGAAUUUCAUGGGUGAUAAUCUAUUGUAUGCAUCUGUUUACUGGUAAGCCUCAUGAGAGGAUAAACAAGAGGUACAAAUUGAUUUGUUUACUUUGAGGAGAACUUCUGGAGAAUCUCUCUCAAUCGCCUCCACCGUGUUUAACAUCUCAACACUCCCAAUGCUCUACUGUGUCAGAGCUAAUUAAGUUUAUCAGGAAUUCUGUCAAUUGUUCAAUUGAUUUUGAGUACAAAUCAGUGUUGUGGGAGAACUAUGGUUUUCUCGCCCCGUUUUAAGGGCUGUCGCUAAAUAGCUACACCAUCCCUGCACUCAGUGUACUUCCAGUGUGUGAUGAGCCCAUGUAUUUGUAAUGUAUUUUGCUCAUCUUUGUAUCUUUAUAUCUUUUUGUCAAGCAUGUAGAAGUAUUGUUUUCAAAAUAUUGGUAUAAUAAUGUAUUCAAUAUAUUUAUUCUCCUUUAAAUCAUUUUGGGGCAAUUUGAAAAGAAAUUUACAUGUGAUUUGGUUUGAAAGCUGUUAUCCACAUUCAAUUGAACAAGAUUUUGCUCAAAUUCCUGCGUCCAUGUAGUGUGUGAGUGGUUGUUCUGAGGAACGUCUGUGAUAAGGUAUUCCUAAGGUAUUUGUACACAUGAGCAGAGCAACAUUACAGGCCACACACACGUCAUAACGAUAUAUGUCGUUAGGUCCUGCACGUGUGGGCCACACACAUAUCGUAUAUGUCAUUACGAUGUGUGUGUUUUUUAGGUCAUGCAUGUGUUAAACUUGAGUCAUAAAUAUGACCAUGGAACAUAUGUUGCCUGGUGUUUGAACAGAUGUUGCCCAGGGGCCAGAGAAGUGUGUGCCACAGUGUGCAGGUGUUGCCACAGCGGGUGGAGGUGUUGCCACUGACAAACACAGAUGGUUACCCUGGGUUAUGCAGGCAUUGCCUUUGGGCCGCGCAGUGUUGCACGUGCAGCACACAGCUGCUAGAAGCAUUUUUGAUGGUUUAAGUAGCCAGUUCCUCAUGAUGCUACUCUGGAGCACCUUGAUGAGGUUAUGGUUGAAGUCAUGGCGAGUUGUUGAACUCAAUUUUUGACUCCUCGUUGGAGGCACUGGGUACUUGUUGGCUUUGUUAAGUGAAUAUUGCCAAGAACUCGGGAGAACUAUAUGAAGAUAAACCCAUUAAAAGUUUAGAUAUAACUCAAUGAAAAUUAAUGUAAGCAGUAUUUCAGACUAUGACAAUGGUAGUUUUAAUAAUCAUAUAUGAGCUAGUUUGUCUUUGAGAUAUAUCUGUUAUAACGCGACUGUAGUCCUACUUUUGUUGAUUAAGAUUGAAGUAAAAAAUAGAUUUAAUGUGUGAGUCAUUGAACUGCAUCACAGGAAUCAUAAAAUUCAGUAUGUGUAUUAAGAAACAAGUUUAGUGAUAUACAGCACUGUAGAGGAGUGACGGAGGGCACAUCUUCAUUACGUACUAUCUUCACUGUAAUCAUCUUCACUACAUAUAAAAUACAAUACUAUAGCCAUCACAACCAUAGUCCUCACUGAAUUUAUCUUCACUGUAACCCAGGCACUGACAAGUACCCCCAUCUACAACCAUCAUCAUUACUACUGUCUUCAUCUUUCAUAGCCUUGCCACUCCUUCACCACCUUCGACCUGUUGCACCACCAUUCCUACCCUUUCACCACAUCUCUCCUUUGCCACCUUCCAUAUCCUUCACCACCUUCCCUAUCCUUCACUGCCUUCCUUAUUCUUCACCAUCUUCCAAACUCUUCAACACCUUCCCUGUGAUCCACCACCUUCCCUACCCUUCUCCACCUUCUCUACCCUGCCACUGUGCACCACUUUCCCAACCCCCUUCACCACCUUCCUUUCAUUAUUGUAACCAUCUUCCAUAAAUACUGUUAUCUUCAAUAAAUAAACUAUACAAAACAAACAUAUAUUCAUCACAAAGAAAAUAAUAUGCUGGAUGAAUUAUAGUGAAGCUAGAGUCUGGCAUUAUAGUGGGAAUAAAAUAUGGUAUAAUUUGCCAAUUAAUGCAAUUAAGGUAAUGGGGGCUCGACCCCCCAACCCACUCCCUUGUGACCAUACCCUGACAAAGCCAGUCACCGUGCAAAUUUUGGUGAUGGUAGCCCUAAAUGUCUGGACCCCAACCUUAAAAUUCUUUUUUUUUUCCAGAUACUGUAAUGAUUUACUAUCUUAUCUAAGAUCUGUUUUUGAUGCUAUUAGUUAAUAUGAGGUCCUAAAUUUACACACCACCACCACCACCACCACACAACCCCUCACAUCACCACCACACAACAUUCCCUCACACCACCACCACACAAUAUUCCUGCACACCACCACAACCACACAUCACCACCACAUAACACAACCACAUGUAUGUUAAAGCAAUCGAAGAGAUUUAGAAACGCGAGAUAAUUGCACAGUACUGUACAGUAAUCUGUGCAAUCAGCACAGUACGGUUUAUCUUAAUCAACUAGAAUCAUGAUAGUUAAUAAAGCUUAGAAUAUGCAAACAAUAAGUUACAAGAAGUGAUAGCCUGGCUGUAUAUCUAGCCUAACUAUUUCUAGUUUAAUUGCCUAAUGCUAUGUCUAUAGACAUAAGCUAUUAUGCUAGAUAUUUUGGUCACAUGAUUUAAUAAUGUUCCAGGAUGGAAUGAAGCAUUGUCACUUCCUUUAUUUUUUAGAUGUUUGGGGUUGGUAAAGCAAGUUAUUAUCAGGGGAAAGCACCUACCCAUUAUGACUACUUAUAACACUAGUACAAGGAUUUAGAAUAGAGAAAAGGAAUCGUGCCCAACCACUUAAGAUAGUGAUUGCACAGCGACCUGCAAAAGCGAGACUGUCGCUGUACCAUCCAAUUCUAGUGAAUGGGUAUUUGUGAGUUGGUCAUCUAAGAACCUAACACCUCUAUAGUUCUCCCGAGUCCUGGCGACUACUAGGUCCUUUAAUCUAGUUGCAUGAAACAUUGGCUGCAGCAUAGUAUGGGGCUAUGAAUGUUACUGCUGCCUUGGGAGAUGUAAAUGACUGUCUCAUAUAUAAAUAACUCUAUUGUUUAAACAUUAAUUUAAAGGAGUGGAAAUAAUUGUUAGGCUUUGUUCCAACAGUAAUAGUCGGUCAUUAUUUAACCUUGAAGGAUGAAAGGUAAUUAUUUUCAUCAAAAACAAAGUAAAUAAUCUUGAUAUCUCUAAUUUUUGGUAUCUGAUGUAAAAAAUGUUCAUGAGUAUGGGGCUAGUAUACAUCCCGUGACACCCAAGGUGCAGCAACGUGCACUGUCCUUGAUUAUAACCAAGUCUUAGUCAACCCAGGUAGCUAUAAGUUUGCCUCCUUAGGUAUAAGCCCAUUUCUGUGCAUCAACAUUAUCAACUAUUGACUUAGACCUUAUAGAAUCACAUUUGUUUGUUUUUUUCCAAGUGAGUCCGCCCUUUUAAUGACAGAGAAUAGCAUUGAUUUCUCUUGUAGCUGCCGUAUUGUAUUAUGAUAUUAACAAAAACAUUUUUCAAUAAAUGUUACUUAGAA